Pseudonaja textilis is the source of this 533-nucleotide messenger RNA. The record is from RefSeq and is a predicted model, not a curated record. NCBI's taxonomy places the organism in Eukaryota, Metazoa, Chordata, Lepidosauria, Squamata, Elapidae.
CCACCCCCACCCCCCAUCUUGGCUGCAGGUGACCAUCCGUACGAGUGCGAAUUCUGUGGGAGCUGCUUCCGGGACGAGAGCACUCUGAAAGGACACAAGCGCAUCCACACCGGGGAGAAGCCCUACGAAUGCAACGGCUGCGGGAAGAAGUUCAGCCUGAAGCAUCAGCUGGAGACCCAUUACAGGGUCCACACGGGCGAGAAGCCGUUUGAGUGCAAACUCUGCCACCAGCGGUCCCGAGAUUACUCCGCCAUGAUCAAGCACCUCAGGACCCACAACGGAGCCUCCCCUUACCAGUGCACCAUCUGCCUGGAGUACUGCCCCAGCCUUUCCGCCAUGCAGAAGCACAUGAAGAGCCACAAGCCAGAGGAGAUCCCGGCCGACUGGAGGAUAGAGAAGACCUACCUCUACCUGUGCUACGUCUGACGGGAGGAGGAGGAGGAGGAGGAGGAGGAGAGGAGCUGGAAAGGACUGGACAGAACCAACGCCCCCACCCCCACCCCACCCAUGGCUCCCUUCCCUUUUCCUUUUGU